Molecule: messenger RNA, 2367 nt
Organism: Penicillium pulvis
Lineage: Eukaryota; Fungi; Ascomycota; Eurotiomycetes; Eurotiales; Aspergillaceae
Product: ubiquitin-associated-like domain-containing protein
Exons: 7
Coding region: 1-2367 (788 amino acids)
Biological process (GO): protein deubiquitination
Cellular component (GO): cytosol; nucleus
Molecular function (GO): protein binding
Source: RefSeq, a predicted model, not a curated record
AUGGCCUCCGAACCUUCCGAAGGAGCGAUCACCGAGUUUAUCAGCUUUACCAGUGCCACACGCCCACAGGCGAUCAACUUCUUGAAGGCCCAUGAUGGUAACUCUCAAAAAGCCAUCAAUGCAUACUUCGAAGAUCCAUCGGGACCUCACCCAGCAAGCACAUCAAGCUGGGCAAAUGAAAGCAACCUGACUCCGUUUGGAUACGGCGACCAAGAACACGGGCCGCGAAUGCCUGCUACGGCCCCUCCUUCCCGUCCACCGUCCAGGGUAAACAUGCAUGAUACAACCAAGGGUUCUGGCAAUGAUGCACCAGCUGCAACACAUACAUCGGGAAAUCCAGCUACAACUGGAACCGGACAAGGGCUGAGCUUAGCAGAGCGCGAGGAACAAGAAUUGCAGCAAGCAGUAGCCAUGUCCCUCGAUCAAGGCAUGGGCACACAGGAGACUGGAGUAACGGCAGCAGCCACGGAUAGCUCGGCCCACUUCGGAAAAGCCACGCGCGACCACUACGAAGAAAAUGCAUGGGCUAUGACUCUGUUCAAUGAGACUUCUCAAGAAGUCAUCACCAUUCCGGACCCCGAGGAUCGCAAGAAAAUAGAUGACGAGCCAGCAUUCAUCCGCCCAACACAAGACAACCUCUACAUUGGAGGUUUCCUCACCAUCCUUCACGAAAUUCCUCUUGCGCGAGAGGCAUUACUUCUAAGAAACAAGCUUCUCUUUGACUAUGGUCAAGAUUCGCAGUGGUGGAAUGGGCAGCCAAUUAAUCUGCCGAAGAUCGUGACUGUCCACGAAGGCAGUGAGGAUAGUGAUUGGGAAGACCCUAUCCAUGAGGCCCAGCGAUUGAUGGCUUUCCUGGACUCUACAGAGCGCGCUUUCGGAAGCAGUGAUGCACUUGCUGGUCUCAAACAAAUGAACUGGUUCUCUUCUGACUCCGAAGAGAUAGUUGCACGAUUCCUUGAGACAUGGCAUGCAGCAGCAGUUCGAGCAGACCCCAAUAACCCAUUAGUCACAUCUUUCAUGUCACAUGCCUAUAAAAAAUCACCCUUUGACGAAGCCGACGAACCGAUCUCCAAGGAGCUAUUUGUCUUCGAGCCUGUCGUUGAGCAGGAUCACGGACAAACGCUCUACGAUGUCUUGGACACGGCUAUCUGGAGUGACAAACCCGGGGAAGAUCUCGAUGAUGUAUGGCUUGAGCACGUUGGUGACAUUCUAGUCAUGAAGCUUGAUUCAUUUGAGCAGUCGAAAUCAGUGGAUGUGACGAUUCCUGCCGUGUUCUACCCGGACCGUUAUCUGAGCACCUGUCAAAGCCUCGCGCGUGACAUGCGCACUAAAAAGCUCGAGGCUCAGGAAGCUGUGUCGAAAAUCGAACAGCGCAUCCAGCAAUACACUGCGUCUCCAAAUCCUCUCGUCAGUCUCACGAGACAGGAGAUUCUUGAAAAGACCGCUGCCGCUAUACCUGUAGCCCUGAAGACAGCCAUGGAUGGGAAAUCGGAAAAUUUGACACCCGAGGUGGCAAAGGAAAGAGCAGAGCGGAUCCCGCAACAACUGCGAGCACUCGCCGCGAAGAUAGAGCAGAAGCUGAAGGGGCUCGAGCUUCAAAAGCAGAAGGCACUAGAAACCAUGAACAGCUAUUCCAAGAUGCUUACAGAACCCUCAGAGUCUCCGCAUGAGCCGCCUUCGCACAGAUACUCACUACGAGGUGUCUGCACUGAACCGCACGUCACUUACGUAUUGAAACACCGUGAGGCUAGAAUUCAGGGAGAUGCCAUGGAUGUCGAUAGCGAGCAGGACGGCUCUCAGUGGUGGCGCAUCAGCUUUUCUACCGAGGAUGGCAAGACUCGACAAGCCGAGAAGAGAGAAGCCCAGGGCGACCAGGCAGCCAUGCCGAAUGGCGACGUCAUGGGCUACACUGCUCGCAAAGUACCUGAGACUGAAGUCCUCCGGGCAGCUCGCGAAGAAUAUAGAUCAGUGCUGCUGGUCUAUGCUAGUGAUGCCGCUCUAGAUGUCAAAGUAGAACCUGCACCCUCCCAGCUUCAGGCUUUCGUAAAUAAAGACAACAAGGUAUUUGCGGUCGAAUGCAGUCAAACUACUGCCAAUGCAGAUGAUAAGAUCGGGGGAGAGCAGACCCAGACACCAUCUAUAUCGCAGCAGGACCCGACCGUCAACGUGUUUGAUUACGAAGUGCGAGACUUUGAUAGCGAGAAGCGCGCUGGCCAGGAAAUGCAAGAGAAAGUAGGCUCGAGUCCUUUAGCGGGGCAAGGGAAUGCGGCCCAGUCGAUGUCUCAUGCCCUUGAUGAUAAUGACUUGUGGAGGGCGGAGAGUGACGAAGAUAUGGCAGACCAUGUCGAACAUGCAACUGCUAAUUAA